UGCGAGGAGGGCAGCUCCCAUUUAGCACCACGGCGUCGCAUAUUUCCCGCUCACCUAUAGCCUAGUCGCACCUCUGCCGCCGUGGUCCCCAUGUGGCCCCUCCCUCACCGGACUGGACCGAUAAAUGGGUUAACUCUGUCACCGGGAGCGUCGGGAGAUCCCUUCCCAUCCCUCCGCUGUGUGACCGAUCUGCGCUCAAAGCUUUCGUCCUUUCUUCUCCGUGUUGAUUCGACAGAGCAGAUUGAAUUUAAAUCGUGAUUUAUCAUCUUCAUAAGAAGCGACCGUCAACAGCAGCGGCAGCGGCGGAACCAACACCAGUUCUUAGACCCAGACCCGUGGGCGGCUGGGUGGCGUCCGUCUGGGCGAGCUGACAGGACGAAGAUCUGGCACUCUGCGCUGCUUCAACAACACCCCAAAUUCUCAAGAUAUGCCGAUGAGAAGAGAGAUGUAGAAAACGGAUGGGAGGCCAUUCAUGUGGGUCUGGACUUCAGCUGAAACGGACAGAAUCAUCUCACACCACCACCACCACCCCCCUCCUCCUCCUCUUUCUCCUCCUCCUCCUCACCUAACCAGUUGAUAUUUUUGAAAUAACUAUCUAAAAAGUGUGGAGCACAUGACACACUGGUGAAUCCCCGAGGCAGGUCCAACACACAGACUGAAUGAGUCCACCUUUGGCUGUCGGACGGACUCCUCAAGAGCACAGGACGGAUGCAAACAGACUAAACACAUCUUGGCAAUUCAAAACACCCUCAGCAUCUCCGCCAACGGUGUUCUAACCGAGCGGGGUGAAUCUCACACCGGCACCGGGGGACCAGUCGUUUCACAGGCAGGGAGAAGAUGCCAUUCCACCAUGUGCGGGCGGGCCUGCUCUAUCCAGACAACUACCUGAGCAGCUCCCUGACAGAGGGCAGUGAAGCUUUCCAGCUCACCAGCAUCUCCACAGAGGAGCUGGGAGAGAUCCGCGAGGCGUUUCGUGUUUUGGAUCGUGAUGGGAAUGGUUUCAUCUCCAAACAGGAGCUGGGCAUGGCCAUGCGCUCCCUGGGUUACAUGCCCAGCGAAGUGGAGCUGGCCAUCAUCAUGCAGAGACUGGACAUGGAUGGCGACGGCCAGGUGGACUUUGAGGAGUUCAUGACGAUACUGGGGCCCAAACUGCUGUCGUCCGACAACCGAGAAGGAUUCCUGGGCAACACCAUUGACAACAUCUUCUGGCAGUUUGACAUGCAGCAGCUGUCUCUGGAUGAGCUGAAGCAGGUGCUGUUCCACGCCUUCCGGGACCACCUGACAAUGAAGGACAUAGAGAACAUCAUCAUCACCGAGGAGGAGAGCCUCAAUGAAACCUCAGGGAACUGCCCUGAGUAUGAGGGAGUCCAUCCUAAGAAGAAGAAUCGGCAGACGUGCGUCAGGAAAAGCCUGAUAUGCGCCUUCGCUAUGGCUUUCAUCAUCAGUGUCAUGCUUAUCGCAGCCAAUCAGAUGUUGCGGAACGGCAUGGAGUAACCAAUUGCACUGUGAGCAUGGGGAGUGGACAGAACAGCCAUGACCUCACAUCUUGUCUUUGCAGCCAAAGCUGGACCAGCCACAACCCAAGCACUUCUCUAAACAAUCAGUUGACUUUUUUUUUCUUUUUUUUUUAAGUUUAUUUUGAACUUAACCUUAUAGAAGCAGACAAUGAGAGUAAAUGAAGAGAUAUAUUUGUUUUCAUGCAGAGUAACUGGACUUACUGGUCAUAUGGAACCUGAACUGGAAAAGAAUUAUGUUUUUAUAUAAAUCAUGAGAGUAAAUAGAAGGAUUUAUUUUGCUGUUUUCAAGACCAAGACCACCCUUUAAACUUAAUUUUCUAAUUACCGAAAAUGCGUAUCAGGUGCUUUGAGCCAUUCUAAAAAAAAAAAAACAAACAACAGUUAUUAUGGACAACUGCAUAUUAACCCCAGAGAAGUUGCGCUGAAUGUGAACUGAGUGAAUGAGGGCACUGAAUGUUGGGCACAGUAUUUAAAUGCAUAGUAAAUCCCUCCCAUCCCUAGUUUUUUUUUUUUGUGAAUUGUCUGCGUCCUCGGCUCAGUCCACUAAUCUUUGAAAUCUUUGUGUAUCUACAAGGAGCACAACACAAUAAUCGGUGAGGGACCACUUAAGAAUCACCACUUUCCCACCAUCUCUGCUCUUUAGUCUAAGUACUGACUGAUUGAUUGACUGAUUGGUCACUCAACAUUUGUGUGAGUCUGUAAAAGACAAGCUCGGGAUGUCUGAGAGGUGUCAAAUAUAUAAAGGUUAAAAAACAAGAGACAUCAAAUCUCUCCAAUGAAAGUGGAGAUAUGGUUUUUGAAUAAUAACAGGACGAGGCUGAGAGAAAAUAUUUUUAGUGAUGUGUUGGGGGGAAAAUGUUUCACCUCAGCAUCUCAUUGUAAUACUGCCCAAUUGUGGUAAAUAUAGACCACACAAAAAGCAUGCCAGUAUAUACACUGCCAUACCAAACAUUACUCUAACCCCAGCUUCCCGUGGAUUUCACUGUAUAUAUAUAUAGUGCUACUUAGCUUGUGUAAUGUAUUAUUCCUCUAAACAACAGAAUGUAUGAUGGGUAGAAACUAGUGCGAUAUAUCAGGGAUAUACAGUAGAGCUGUGAAUUACUGUUUGCUACGGCUGCUUUCUUGGAAAAGGUUGCAUCCUGGUGGUCAAGAUGAGAACUGCAGCUGAAUGCUUGAACAGCCAUGUUUACAAGGUGUUCAAAAGUGAAGAACAACAGCACUGAUUUUGAGCUUGGAUGUGUGUUGUGUCAGUGUCACAAGGGCAGUUAGGUUUGUAUUGGUGAACAUUCACUAUUUUUAAUGGCAAAAUCAAGAAUUUUCUUUUUGUUUGUUUUUGUUUCCCACAUCCCAAAUUGUGCUGUUGCACUGGUAUACAGCUCAGGAUUGGAUGAGAGACUGAAGGUGUCAGCUGUGGUGCCUGUGAUGGUUUCUGGGGUCGUAUCUGUGUUUUAUGGUUCAGAUCUGAGAGCACUAACAUGUUAUAAAAUCUCACUGGGACGAGUUUUGAAAAGACCUUGUAGGUGUUUACAAUCACACUCCUCUUUUAUAAUGGAGCCGCCCGAGGUUGAACAUCCCAAUGACAACCACAGAUUAAAUUUGAGGAUGAAAAUUUUUUUUUUUUAUUAUUUUUUUUUUUUUUAUGUGGUUGCAGGGCUGGCCAAUAAAGAGAUGUCACUGUUUAUCUACUGUCAUUGGAAUUGUAUUGUGAUUAUAUGUUCAUUUUCUGUCGUUGUUUUCCAAAAUUCUCUUGUCCAAACAAAGAAUCUCAAACACAUUAUCAUUUCAAAAUAAGAUUACCUGAGAUUGCGUUUAUGUUAAAACACAUUUAAAGCAUCAGUUCGUUACAGUGAACAUCAUCUCUAUGAUUUCAUGUGAUUUUGAUUUUGUGAUAUUAAAAGUAUUUUCAUUAAUAUUGUGACAGUUAUUUCAACCAACCUGCCUGGCCCUAUGUGGACGCCAUCUUUUAAAACAGAUUUGUUGGUGUUCAUUGCUACAACAUUAACAUGUGUGGAUUCCUAAACUGCACGGUGCUCCCCUUGGACAUCACUGGAUCAGAGACUGUUUCGUUCCCAUUAAUACCCCGGAGCGAUUAUUUGCUCUCUCGUCUUUUGCUGGGAUGGACGAAAGCAAAUCUAGAUAUUUCAAUCAAACUGAUGUGCGACCAUGUGAGUUUAAAUGCCGUCUGUGUUAGAAAGUGUAUAAAGAGGGCAAGAGGGGAGAGGGCUUUCUUUUAAAAUAAAAAAAAAAAUAGCUUUGUAAGAUCAAGUAUAACAGCAAAAAUGUAUUAUACUGUAAAUCAGUAUGCAUGUUGUUGUUUAGAUUUCCGUGUCUUUGAAAGACAGGGAAAUCCAUUUAAUCUUUCUUUGUGGUGGCACAGCCUUGAUUUCAAUGUAGGUAUGUAUGUACUACUGUCACAUAUUUGACUUUCCAAUUUAUACUGUAAUAGCCAUUUUUUCUAGUUUCUACCAGCUAUUAAUCAAAUCAGAGUGCAGGAGAGGGCAUUUUCAUAAAUAUGCAAAUACAAGGUCACAUCAUCAUCGUCGUCGUCAUCAUGUCUGUUUCACAUCAUCUAGGGUAGAGUCUGUAGGCCUCACUGUGGAUGGUUCAAUUUGACACUGAGUACAAUAUAUUGUGUGUUUUAGCCACAUUAGGUUUUUAUGGAAUGUUUUCACUGCCCCAUAGUCCCGUAUAAACUGCUGUAUAAUGUAUGCUACACUUAUCCUCGUUAAGUCAGUUUAUGUCUUUGAUAUUCUCAGCACAUUGACAUUUGACCAACGGACCAUGUUUUCACCUUUGUCUAUUAGCGUCAUGGUCCUUUUGAAACCAGCAUAGACCACACUUUCUCUUAACAAUUCUCUAAUAAUUGUGCCAUUCAGACAUCCUUGCAUGGCUAUGUAAGGGAAACUCAUUUGAAAGACCUUUUACCAACACUUUUGAAGUUUACAUUGUUAUACUGUACAUCUGUAACAGGACGGAAUCGGUUCAUGAUUUUCAUGUUUUUGAAAGUUGCUUUUGAGAUUUGUUUUUACCAAAACAUGUUUUUACCUUGUAGAUUGUAUAGAGAUAAAAACUAAACACAGAUAUGUAAUACAACCUUGGCAUGCUGCUUAGAAAAGGAGAAAGAAAACAGCAAUAGUUAACAACUGAAUGGAUAUUUAAAAAUGCAAAUAACAAGUUUAAUCUGUUUAAUCUAAAAUUAUAUCCAUAUAUGUUUAUGCAAUAAAACCUUGUUUUGAUAGAAAUAUAA
Messenger RNA from Seriola dumerili (greater amberjack), 4764 nucleotides. RefSeq names its product calcium-binding protein 8-like (gene caln2). The record is from RefSeq and is a predicted model, not a curated record. Gene Ontology annotation, molecular function: calcium ion binding. The coding region runs from base 838 to 1494 and encodes 218 amino acids. Lineage: Eukaryota; Metazoa; Chordata; Actinopteri; Carangiformes; Carangidae. The transcript is spliced from 6 exons.